This is a messenger RNA of Esox lucius (northern pike), 2001 nucleotides long. RefSeq names its product NSE2 (MMS21) homolog, SMC5-SMC6 complex SUMO ligase (gene nsmce2). Gene Ontology annotation, molecular function: SUMO ligase activity; zinc ion binding. Lineage: Eukaryota; Metazoa; Chordata; Actinopteri; Esociformes; Esocidae. The record is from RefSeq and is a predicted model, not a curated record. Bases 709 to 1320 code for a protein of 203 amino acids. The transcript is spliced from 6 exons. Gene Ontology annotation, cellular component: nucleus; Smc5-Smc6 complex. Gene Ontology annotation, biological process: protein sumoylation; double-strand break repair via homologous recombination.
GCCCGGGUGCCUGACAGAACGAUCUGUUAUCGAAACAAGCGCUUAAAGUGAAAGUAGUGGGCAACUUUUAUUUUGAAGGAAUAUCUUGCUACCACGAUUCCAGAAAAUUAAGAGAAACCGGAAAUGCCAUGUACAAUCAACUUUCUUGCAAGCUACAGUUGUUUUGUUUUUUAGCCACCGAAACGCGCCCUGAUAUAAUAUAUUCCUUCUCAUUGAGGUUAGUUGCUAGUUUUAUUGCGAUAUAUAUACUUAUAUGUAGGAAUUAGCAUCCCUUUUAGCAUAACAUUUGCCAGGUGGCUAACUUGCUGGGUAUUUAUAUCAAGAUAACUAACCUAACGCUAGCUACAGUCCCUGAAAGUGAUUUCUGAUACGCGGCUGAAACCCCAAUGUUGCUAAUUACUAAUAACUAGUUGUGUGACUGUAGGCAGGUUAAAGAUUCAGCUUUGAAAUAGCGUUAACUCAACUGAUGAGCAACUGAAAUAGGACUUUUGUUUUAGCCGAAGUAGAGCAAGAACCUGCACGCCAGUUCUCCAGGGUAUCCACGAGCAGCUCCAGGGCAAAUAUAGGGGCUUGACCAUUCUAACUUUCAUCUUUGAUAUCAGAUAAAUGGUGUAGAAUUCAACAUGUCCCUGAGUACAGUCCACACGACCUUGUCCAGUCUGAAAACAUGCCAGGCAGAUAUUGGAACAGGGAUGGACAUUGUGACAGAUGUUGCCCUGGACCUUGCUGAAACUGCUGGUGUUGCAUAUUUCAGGAGCAGAGAACGAAGCAGGCCUGGAGAAGCUGGAGCUCAUGAUGUUAGAUUGUGCUAAACUGGAUCGCGAAAUAAACUGCUUUGUCGGGGUGGUGGAAUGUGUCACCGCCGAGAAUCAGCCAGAGACCAUGUUCAAUCUGAAGUCUCUAGUGAAGGACAAGUUCACUGAGAUCCAAAGCAGACUGUCUGAUGAGGAACUACAGAACCACAACAAGUUGGUCAGCUUCAAGGAGAGCGUCAGAAACGCACUCAAAACAGUGAACUCCGGGACGACGGCGAACACGGAGGAAGAGCUUGAUGAGGACAUCGCUGUGACACAGAGCGAUGUCAACUUCACGUGUCCUCUGACUCAGGUGGACAUGGUUAACCCAAUGAAGAACAAGAAGUGUAACCAUCAUUAUGACCAAGAUGCUAUUUUGGAGAUGAUCAGGAACCGACUCAGCCAGAAGAAGAAGCUACGCUGUCCUGUGGUUGGCUGUGACAACACCGACGUCAAGCAGGGAGACCUGGUCCUAGAUCAGAUGAUGAAGAGACAAAUUCAGAGGAAACAGUCCAGCAUGACCUGAUUCUGUUAAAUCUGGGGUGGUUUCAUUACCCCUGCACCCUGAAAAGACUGACAUGUAAAUUAAUUCAUGGCCUGUUUGUCUAUCACUUUAAAACACUUAAAUAGUGUUUUGUUUACUAACAAUACUCAGUUUUUUUUUUUCAUCAGUUCAGUAAAAUGCUUGAAAAGGAGACACUUGUCAUAUUAAAUGUUCAUACAAGUGUGGAGCCACAAGGCCAUAGCCAAAGUGACAUAAGACAUCAUGGAAUGCCCAGGGCAGACCAGGGUUUGGGGUUCACAAGUCAUGGGGGGAAAUUCUAUUUUUAAAUGUAUUUUUAUUAAAUCUAAAAAACUACAUUGACACAUAUGGUAGAUAUGUUAGGGAAUGUGCUGUUAAGCUUAUCCUUGGAGUAGUGUUGUUUUUAAAUAAGUCCCUUGUGUAGUUCUCCCUAGGGUAGACUCUUAAUUUAUAGACCACUAGGGGGCACUGUCUUCAAUGGAACACACUGAGUCUUUACAAGUUUGAUAAGCAUACUUAUUCUAGGCUGAGUGAUUCAGUUAAUGCAGAGAUACUUAAUACAAUACACAGAAAGGUCACGUCUUGCUUUUUACAUUGAAAAAAAAUAAUCGAUGUUAUGUAAAUGAAAAUAUAAAUAAAUCCGUUAGUGUGAAAGCUGUGACUCAAUUCAGUAGAGUGAUUAAA